Molecule: messenger RNA, 1212 nt
Organism: Xenopus laevis (African clawed frog)
Lineage: Eukaryota; Metazoa; Chordata; Amphibia; Anura; Pipidae
Product: vomeronasal type-2 receptor 26
Exons: 3
Coding region: 1-1212 (403 amino acids)
Source: RefSeq, a predicted model, not a curated record
AUGGAAGACGCCGCCAUCUUGGGACAUGCAAUUUUGGGACACCAGAUAAUGCUUGGGGAAGAUUAUGAGGAUGAUUCAUCAAACCCCGUAUCUCCUGAUCUGGAUUUGUCAUGGGGAGCCUUUAGCACUAUGCAGAUGCAGGAUCCCACUUUAGUAAAUGCCAGAAAGCAAGUACUGGUGAUAAAUGGUGUUUCUCAAGAACCAGAUGCAGAUAAAUGCUGGCCACACUUCACUGUAAAUGGUGAUCUGCUCUAUAGAGUCACUAAGGUCCAUGAGGAAGUUAAUUCUUUGGCCAUACAGACAAAUGAUAUGGACACUUGUCUAAAAUGUGGGGACUAUGAGUGGCCAAACAAAGAGAAAACAGUGUGUUUUGAGAAACAAAUUGAAUUCCUGUCAUAUACAGGUGAUUCCUUAGUUUUGGCCUUUAUUGUCCACUCUCUGGUGUUUUUUUUAAUGGCAGCAGUUAUACUUGGAAUCUUUAUUUCAUUUCGAGACACUCCAGUAGUGAAAGCCAAUAAUCGCAAUCUGAGCUUUAUUCUCCUUGUCUCCAUCAAGCUGAGCUUUCUCUCUGUAUUUCUGUUCCUCGGCCAACCUACUGAUAUAACCUGCAUGCUCCGGCAAACCUCAUUUGGAAUCACCUUCUCCAUAGCCAUGUCUUCUGUUCUGGCCAAGACUAUAUUGGUUUGUAUUGCUUUUAAAGCCACCAAGCCUGACAGUCCUUGGAGAAAAUGGGUUGGAGUCAAGAUGGCUUAUUAUAUUGUUUUUUUUUGUUCAGUUAUCCAAAUUCUAAUUAGUGUUAUCUGGUUGGCCACUUCAUCCCCAUUUGUGGAGCACAACAUUCUGUCUGAACCUGGAAAAAUCAUCAUUGAGUGCAACGAAGGCUCAGUAAUUGCUUUCUAUAUUGUCCUCUCCUACAUGGGAUUGUUGGCAUCUGUGAGUUUCAUUGUAGCUUUCUUGGCUCGGACAUUACCGGACAGUUUUAAUGAGGCCAAGUACAUCACUUUCAGCAUGUUGCUCUUCUGCAGUGUUUGGAUCACAAUGAUCCCGGCCUAUCUGAGCACCAAAGGCAAAAACAUGGUGGCAGUGGAAAUAUUUGCCAUAAUCACUUCAAGCUGUGGGCUUCUCUUCUGUAUAUUUCUACCCAAAUGUUACAUUGUUUUAUUGAAACCAGAGAUAAACACAAAGCAAUAUUUACUGGAAAAUAAUAAAUAA